CAGAGAAGUCUCCCAACAGCAGCAACACUUCUUCAUACUGCCACCGGCCUUCUUCCCCUCUUCCCCUUUAACAACCACCUUCACCUUCUUGUCUCCUGUUUCUCAAAAACCCAGCUUUGCUUGCUCUGGAUUCUCUCUGCUAUGGCCCUCACCAAGUGCUCCCAGCAGCGAUGCAACGAAUGGGUGUUUCGGGAUGUUCCUAGUGAUAUUAUAAUAGAAGUUGAUGGUGGUAUAUUUUCACUACACAAGUUUCCCCUGGUGUCAAGAAGCGGGCGGAUAAGGAAACUGGUAGCGGAGCACCGGGAUUCUGACAUAUCAAGGAUUGAGCUUGUAAGUCUACCAGGAGGAACGGAAUCAUUUGAACUGGCAGCGAAGUUCUGCUAUGGCGUCAACUUUGAGAUCACGGCAGCAAACGUUGCCCAGCUUUGUUGCAUCUCAGAUUACCUUGAAAUGACAGAUGAGUAUUCAAAGAACAACCUUGGCUCUCGAGCCGAGGAAUAUAUUGAGAGUAUUGUUUGCAAGAACCUUGAAAUGUGCGUUGAGGUGCUUCAGCAAUGUGAAAACCUGCUCCCUCUUGCAGAUGAGCUUAAGAUUGUUACGAGGUGUAUUGAUGCCAUUGCCUCGAAAGCUUGUGUGGAGCAGAUCGCCUCUAGUUUCUCGCGCUUGGAGUACAGUAGCUCGGGAAGACUCCAUAUGAGUCGCCAGGCCAAAUGCGAAGGAGACUGGUGGAUAGAGGAUCUAUCAGUGCUUCGUGUCGACUUGUAUCAAAGAGUCAUAACAGCAAUGAAGUGUCGUGGGGUCAGGCCCGAAAGUAUCGGAGCAUCGCUGGUGAAUUAUGCGCAGAAAGAGUUGGCCAAGAAAUCGAGUUUGUUAUGGAAUCAAUCCAGCCAGUCCAAAUGUGACAUAGUUGCAGGCUCGAGUGACCAAGAAAAGCUUGUAGUGGAGACGAUUGUAGCCCUAAUGCCUGUUGAAAAAUUCGCAAUUCCCAUAAGCUUUCUCUUCGGGCUGCUGAGAAGUGCUGUGAUGCUUGAUUGUGCAAUCGCUUGCAGGCUUGAUCUCGAACGACGCAUAGGAUCCCAGUUAGAUAUAGCCACUCUUGAUGAUCUCUUAAUCCCGUCCUUCCGCCACGCUGGCGAUACGUUGUUUGAUGUUGACACGGUUCACAGAAUACUGGUUAAUUUUUCUCAGCAGGACGACAGUGAUGAAGAUAUGGAAGAGGGCUCGGGGUUUGAGUCCAAUAGCCCUUCGUCGCCCUCCCAAACUGCACUAUUUAAAGUCUCGAAACUGGUGGACAAUUACCUGGCUGAAAUCGCACCCGAUGCAAAUUUAAAGCUUAACAAGUUCAUAGCAAUUGCAGAAACAUUACCAACACAUGCCCGUACUAUCCACGAUGGACUCUAUCGAGCAAUUGAUGUUUAUCUCAAAGCUCAUCAAGGUUUAUCAGAUCCCGACAAGAGGAAGCUCUGCAGGCUGAUUGAUUUUCAGAAGCUAUCACAGGAAGCUGGUGCACACGCUGCGACGAACGAGCGCCUUCCCCUUCAAUCAAUAGUCCAAGUGCUUUACUUCGAGCAGUUGAGGUUGCGAAACGCCUUAUUCUGCUCUUACCCUGACGAAGAUCCGAAGCCAUUGCACCAAUCGUGGAGGAUCAACAGUGGCGCUCUUAGUGCUGCAAUGUCUCCCAAGGACAACUACGCGUCUCUGAGGCGAGAGAACAGGGAGCUCAAGCUUGAACUAGCGCGGAUGAGAAUGAGACUAAACGAUUUGGAGAAGGAGCAUGUCUGUAUGAAGAGGAGUAUGGAAAAAUCCAACUCUAGGCGAUUUAUGAGUUCCUUUUCCAAAAAGAUUAUCAAACUCAACCUUUUUGGACAUAGUUCUUCCAGGGAGUCGACUUCUCCCUCAAAGCAGUCACAGAGAACUGAUUCAAAGCUAACAGAAACAACAUGAACAUUGCUUCAGGUACAUCAAAUUGCUGCGAACAAAAAAAAAAUUAACUUUUUAUGCUGAUAAACCAUAGUUAUCGCCUGUAAAUUGUGUAGUCUUUGUUCCAUCUUCCACCGCCCUUUCCCUUGUUAGUUUUCCUAUAUAUUGUAUAUGGUUUGCAGGGAUGUGUAUUAGAAACCGAGGUUCUUCAAUUCCUUUUAUUGUACUUGAGAGGUUUUGAAUUUUGAUGAAUAUGAUUUUUCUUAUGAAAGUCGAACAUAAGGAUACAAAUGUAAGGUCAAA
Molecule: messenger RNA, 2223 nt
Organism: Ipomoea triloba (trilobed morning glory)
Lineage: Eukaryota; Viridiplantae; Streptophyta; Magnoliopsida; Solanales; Convolvulaceae
Product: BTB/POZ domain-containing protein At5g48800
Exons: 4
Coding region: 142-1944 (600 amino acids)
Molecular function (GO): protein binding
Source: RefSeq, a predicted model, not a curated record